AUGAUAACAAAAGAAAAAGAAACUGAUAAGGUCGAGGAGAAAAAAAGAAGAGUACCUUUGUACCCUGGAUUUCCUGAACUAGCAAGAUCUGAUGUCAGCAUUUAUCCUUCAUAUACAAAAUUGGGCUUAGCUUACCGCGUCGUUUGCCGCCACCGUUACCAUUGGGCAAAAGUUGCGCAACGCCGUCAGUUCAUGAGAGAACUCCAUAGCUUUGAAAAGUUGCAAGCGAAUGCUUUAGAUGGUGUUCGGGUUCACAGAGAAUUCUCUCAGGGCAUAUUGUCACAUAAAAUACCGCCAAGAAGAUAUAUACAAAAGCUGACACCUGAUCCAUUAAAUUCUCAUCAAAGGAUGAGAGUUGAGGAAAUUAUAAGUGGAAGAGCCAAUUUUAGUCAAAAA
Messenger RNA from Brenthis ino (lesser marbled fritillary), 396 nucleotides. The record is from the annotation of a GenBank genome assembly. Lineage: Eukaryota; Metazoa; Arthropoda; Insecta; Lepidoptera; Nymphalidae.